Molecule: messenger RNA, 857 nt
Organism: Capsella rubella
Lineage: Eukaryota; Viridiplantae; Streptophyta; Magnoliopsida; Brassicales; Brassicaceae
Product: NAD(P)H-quinone oxidoreductase subunit N, chloroplastic
Exons: 4
Coding region: 67-696 (209 amino acids)
Cellular component (GO): membrane
Molecular function (GO): oxidoreductase activity, acting on NAD(P)H, quinone or similar compound as acceptor
Source: RefSeq, a predicted model, not a curated record
UCAUCAUCGUCGUCAAGCAAUGGUUAUUAUGAGCUACUUCCACAAGACGUCAUUGUUAGUGAAGAAAUGGGAAGCCGUGCGGUGUGUAUACAACGUGUGGCACCACCGUGCUUUGAAGCAUCGCAAGUGAAGAAGAUCAAAACAGUUAGUCCCUCUUUUGUGAAUACUAGGAGUAAGAGAAGAAGAAGCAAUGGCGUGAGAUGUAGUAGCAUAGUUGACUACAUCGGAGGUGACCUGGUGAAGCCGGACAUUGGUCGUUGGCUUCAAGACGUUGAAGAGCACAAGGCAAUCGCCAUUUACACUCCUCAUGAGGGUGGCUACGAAGGUCGCUAUCUUAACCGUCUCAAAAUGCAAGGCUACUACUUUCUUGACAUCUCUGCUCGGGGCCUUGGUGACCCUGAGACUACCCUCCUCAAGAACUACCCUGUUUGUCCUGCUCACCUUGGGAAACAACCAAUAGCAAGGUGGUAUUAUCCACCAGAAGUUGAUUACAGGCUCUCUGCUCUUCCCCCUAGUGCCAAGGGUCUUGUCGUAUGGGUCCUCGAAGCAAAGGUUCUCUCCAAGGCUGAACUCCAAUUUCUCGCUUUGCUUCCCUCUCUCCGUCCUAAUGUCAGAGUUAUUGCUGAAUGUGGCAACUGGAGAAAGUUUGUGUGGAGGCCUCUAGCAGAAAUUGCAAAUCUACCUGCACAAGAAUAACUUACUGGCACCAAUGGAGCUUAGUGUGUAUAGUUUUUCAUGAAUACAUAUCCUGCAAGUGUAGCAAACUCAUCACGUUUUAAAAUAUGAAAAUUGUGCUUGGUACUUUGUAAUAUAUAGAACCUUUUGAUUCCCGUGGUGUAGUUGUGGAAAAUUUCUGA